Amborella trichopoda is the source of this 666-nucleotide messenger RNA. RefSeq lists its product as uncharacterized. The record is from RefSeq and is a predicted model, not a curated record. Lineage: Eukaryota; Viridiplantae; Streptophyta; Magnoliopsida; Amborellales; Amborellaceae.
AUGAGGGUUCCUCUUGUGGUUCUUUUCAUCCUUUGCACACUUGUGUUCCAAGGAAAUGCCAUGAGAUGGCUCAUGGAUGGCAAUGGUUUGGGAGAGGAAAAGAUCAAAUGUAAACCGGGAGAAAGUGCGGGUGGUUCGAGAGGGCGAGGAGGCGGUGGGGACAGAUCUGGCAGUGAAGGUGAAGAUGGUGGUGGUGGAGGUCAAGCUAGAGAAGGUUGGGAUAAUUGUGGAGGGAGCGGGGAGAAAUGUAGAGGUGGUGGAGAUAGAAAUGGAAGUGGUGGUGGUGGUGGUGAGCCUAGAGAAGGUGGGGGUGAUUGUGGAGGAAAUGAGAGUGAGUGUAGAGGGGGUGGAGAUAAGAAUGGAGAAGGUAAUACUAAAGAUGGUGGAGGUGGAGGUGAAUGUGUGGGUAAAUGUAAAGGAGGCGGGGAAAAAGGGGGUAGUGGUGGUGCAAUAGGUGAUGGUGGAAAAAGUGGCGGAGGCGAUGGAGGCUUAGGUGGCAUAGGUGGAGGCGGUUUUGGAGGUGGUGGUGGAGGAUUCGGUGGUGGAGGAGGUGGAGGUAGAGGUGGAGGUGGAGGUGGCGGUGGAGGUGGAGGUGGAGGUGGUGGCGGUGGAGGUGGUGGAUUUGGGGGAGGCUACGGAGGCGGAGGUGGUGGCCAUGGCCCUUAA